Molecule: messenger RNA, 3215 nt
Organism: Lontra canadensis (Northern American river otter)
Lineage: Eukaryota; Metazoa; Chordata; Mammalia; Carnivora; Mustelidae
Product: HLA class I histocompatibility antigen, alpha chain G-like
Exons: 7
Coding region: 40-1440 (466 amino acids)
Biological process (GO): antigen processing and presentation of endogenous peptide antigen via MHC class Ib; immune response; positive regulation of T cell mediated cytotoxicity
Cellular component (GO): external side of plasma membrane
Molecular function (GO): peptide antigen binding; signaling receptor binding
Source: RefSeq, a predicted model, not a curated record
UUGGGACUCAGUUCUCCUCAGACCCUAAGGGUCUGGGGCAUGGGCCCCCGAACCCUCGCAUUGUUGCUGUCGGGGGCCCUGGCAGUGGCCGAGACCUGGGCGGGCUCCCACUCCGGGAGGUAUUUCUCCACCGCGGUGUCCCGGCCCGGCCGCGGGGAGCCCCGGUACUGGGAAGUCGGCUACGUGGACGACUCGCAGUUCGCGCGGUUCGACAGCGACUCUGCCAGUCGAAGGAUGGAGCCGCGGGCGCGGUGGGUGGAGCAGGAGGGGCCGGAGUAUUGGGACCAGGAGACGCGGAGGGUCAAGCACCACGCGCAGGCUUUCCAAGUGAGCCUGAACACCCUGCGGGGCUACUACAACCAGAGCGAGGCCGGGUCUCACACCUUCCAGUGGACUUCUGCCUGCGACUUGGGGGCCCACGGGCGUCUCCUCCGCGGGUACCAGCAGUGGGCGUACGACGGCGCGGAUUACAUCGCCCUGAACGAGGACCUGCGUUCCUGGACCGCGGCAGACACCGCGGCGCAGAUCACCCUCCGCAAGUGGGAGGUGGCGGGUGAGGCAGAGCGCUACAGGAACUACCUGGAGGUCACGUGCGUGGAGUGGCUUCGGAGGCACCUGGAGAACGGGAAGGAGACGCUGCUGCGCUCAAAACCCCCCAACAUACACGUGACCCACCACCCCAUCUCUAAACGUAUUGUCACCCUGAGGUGCUGGGCCCUGGGCUUCUACCCUGUGGAGAUCACCCUGACCUGGCAGCGUGAGGGAGAGGACCUGACCCAGGACACAGAGCUUGUGGAGACCAGGCCUGCAGGAGAUGGGACCUUCCAGAAGUGGGCUGCUGUGGUGGUGCCUUCUGGAGAGGAGCAGAGAUACACAUGCCAUGUGCAGCAUGAGGGACUGUCUGAGCCCAUUACCUUGAGAUGGGAGCCUCCUCUUCCCAUCGUCCUCAUCACAUGUAUCAUUGCUGGUCUGGCUCUCCUUGUGGUCACUGUGGUGAUUGGAGCUGUGAUCUGGAGGAAGAAGUGCUCAGGAUCCCAUGGUCUUUGUUAUAACCUCACAGGGGUGUCCCAGGAUGAAUCUGUGCAUCGGAGAAUUUUUGCUGAAAGACACUUGGAUGGUCAGGCCUUCCUGCACCAUGACAACAAGAAAGAUGUGGCAGAGUCACAGAGAUUAGGGGCAGAAGCAAUCCGGGGACCUGAGACAUGGGCAACAGAGACCAAGGGCUUGAGAGACACCGGGAAGGAACUCAGAAUGAGUCUAGAAGACCUCCUGGCCCUGCAGGCACCAAGAAGAGCCCAAGAACCCACCCAUCAUGCCCCCUCCUCAGCAUCAACAUGUGGAUCCAAGAAAGUGAGGCCUGGAUCCCAGGGUCAUCCGCCAGUCCAAAGGAACUGGACCCCAGGGUGCAGAACAAACUUGGAGAAGGUCUGGGGUCAAUGAAGGCCUCAGCAAGAGGUGAAAAGGUGGGAGAAGCAGCCCUCUUCUCUCUGUUUCCCUUAGAGGGGAGCAGGACUCAGCCAUGUGCCUCAUUGGCUCUGUGCUUUCUCCCCAGUGCCCCAAAAAGAGAACGUGUUCUGCAGCCAGCCCUUGGAGGGCUUGGUCAGCCUAAUAUGCUGGGCUUUCCAUUUCUCUCCCGGGAAUAUCUCCCUGACCUGACUUCGGGAUCAGGAACCCCUGAGCCAGAAUGCCUAGCAGGUUAGGGGAGUCCUGCCUAGUGGAAAUGGGACCUACUGGACAUGGGGGACCAUAAGGGUCCCUCAGGGAAAGGAGCAGAAUUUCACGUGCUGCAUGGAAGCCACAGGGAACCACACUGCACACCCUGUGCACUCUGGUGGGCCUCGGGUGAUUGUGGAGGGGGCUCUGACUCUGGUCGGGUCAGGAGCCAGGGUGAAGAGAAGAGAGCAGACCUGUGGUCCUGGGGAGCCCCAGUUGAUAUAUGGCCCUUUUCCUGGAAAGGCCCUAGUGCACAGGUACGGACAGACAGUUGCCUGGCUGCUCCUGCUGCUGCUGCUGCUGCUGCUGCUUUUAUCACCAUUAUUGUGUGUGUUCUUUCUCCAAGAACAAGAAACCAAUAGCAGUUAUGGGAGCCCAAGUGAGAAAUCUGGGGAGUGGGUGGGGUGGGAGGGGCUCUAAUGGAUGUGGGGCCCCUCAUGUCUCCCUCUGCAUAGACUGUAGGGAACGACAACUUCUGUAACAGGAGCUGGAAGUCAGAUUUCUGAGAGGGGUUGGGAGCCAUGUCUGUAUCCCCACCCUUAGCCCUGCUCACAGCCAGGGACACCAGGGCCCUUGAGUGGUGAGCAUGGCCUCUCCUUGCUCUGAGUGAGGGUUGGGCAGUGGGGCUGGGACUCCCUGCUCUGAGCUUGUCCUUCCCUGUCUCUUUUCUCAGGCUAAGCCGGGCUCUUCCAGGGGUGUUUCCAUGUGGUAGGUGGUGGAGAGGUGGUGCAAAGGGCAGCUUCGGGAUGUAGAGGGUGGACAGACAGCCUCAGGCUGGGGUCUCAAGAAUUCCCUACACCUCAUUUACAAGAAGGUUGCAACAAGCACUGCCUGAAUUACCUGGGGGAGUCCCUACUAGGAAAGGGGCAGGAAGGCCCUGGCAGCCUCAGCCAAGCAGCAUUUGGGGAGGACCUGUGAUUCCAGGGGCAAGUGGGCCAAGAAGGAGCAGGGAAGGCCAAAGGCAGCUUGGGAGCCUGGGCCAGGGGUGAGGGUGGAGGAAAAGGCCAGGCCUCUGAGAGCAUGUAGUACUCUGAGUCAGGUCAAGUACAGACCGCUGGAACCCACUUUUUCUACACUGGGCCUGUUGGUCUCCUGAGAUUUCUGAUGUCCCUUCUGGUUAGGAGCUGCUGGCUCAGGGCCAGGGGAGGGAUGAAGCUGAGCUGCAGGUGGGGUCUGUCCCUGUGGUUGAGCGUGAUCAACAAGCAGACAACAGCCUGAUGGUACACAGGUGCUUAUGCAGGUGGGGAUCCAGACAGCUAGGGAGAGAAGAUGCUAUGUUUGUGACCACUGCCUGGCCUGGAGGAAGAAGUAACAGAUACCUGUCUUUCAGGCAUGCCCUCUGCUCUGUAGGUGCAUGGGUCAGGGCUUGAGAGGGGGGAAAGCAUUGAGUUUAUGCUCCAGGGUGUUGUCCUUGGCUGUGGGGCACUUUCUUGUUCCUGUCUGGUAGUUGGUGGAAGCAGGCCCAGGUGAUGAUGCUGAGGGAUCAUGGUGGGGUGCGCGGG